Messenger RNA from Ictalurus furcatus (blue catfish), 8837 nucleotides. RefSeq names its product centromere protein E (gene cenpe). Gene Ontology annotation, biological process: microtubule-based movement; mitotic cell cycle. The transcript has 56 exons. NCBI's taxonomy places the organism in Eukaryota, Metazoa, Chordata, Actinopteri, Siluriformes, Ictaluridae. Gene Ontology annotation, molecular function: microtubule binding; ATP binding; plus-end-directed microtubule motor activity. Gene Ontology annotation, cellular component: microtubule. The record is from RefSeq and is a predicted model, not a curated record. Bases 43 to 8391 code for a protein of 2782 amino acids.
UAGUUGAUUUCGGUGAAAGCGCCGGACGGUUAUGAGGCGAAAAUGACCGACGAGUCUGCUGUUAAAGUUUGCGUUAGGGUUCGACCCUUUAUAAAACGCGAGGAGGCGGAUAACGCAGAGCCGUUACCGUUGUACUGGAAGACCGAUAAACAGGCGAUACAUCAGAUUGACGAUGACGGCAACAUGACCAAAAGUUUCAACUUUGACAGGGUUUUUAAUGCAGAAGAAUCCACCAAUCAGCUGUAUAACGAAAUCGCCAAACCCCUGGUGGUGUCCACUGUAGAAGGAUACAAUGGAACUAUAUUUGCAUAUGGACAGACUUCCUCUGGAAAGACUUUUACAAUGAUGGGCAGUGAGCACAACCCUGGCGUGAUCCCUCUCGCCAUGGCCGACGUGUUUCAUACCAUCAAAAACUGUCCAAAUAAAGAGUUUCUUCUGCGUGUGAGCUACAUGGAAAUUUACAACGAAACGGUCACAGACCUCCUGUGCGACAGCUGGAAGAGAAAACCGCUGGAAAUCCGCGAAGGCAACUACAAAAACGUCUACGUGGCUGAUUUGACGGAAGAGCUGGUGAGGUAUCCGGAACAAGCGCUGGCCUGGAUCCGGAAAGGAGAAAAAAACCGACAUUGUGGGAAGACAAAAAUGAACGAGAGGAGCAGUCGCUCUCACGCCAUUUUCCGCAUGAUCUUGGAGAGCAGAGAGAGAAGUGACCCAGCGUCUGGUGAAAAUGCCGACGGCGCCAUCAUAGUGUCCCAUUUGAACUUGGUGGAUCUCGCUGGGGCUGAACGAGCGAGUCAGACUGGAGCCGAGGGGACCCGUUUCAAAGAGGGAUGCAAUAUCAAUCGCAGUCUCUUCACCUUGGGACAAGUCAUCAAGAAACUGUCUGAUGAGAGCCACAAGGGUUUCACAAAUUACAGAGACAGCAAACUAACCCGGAUCCUCCAGAAUUCUCUGGGUGGCAACGCCAAAACCGUCAUCAUCUGCACCAUCACACCAGCGACUGUGGACGAAACCGUGAGCACUUUACAGUUUGCCAGUGCGGCGAAGCGCAUGAAGAACGAUCCUCAUGUCACGGAGGUCUCGGACGACGGUGCUCUUUUGAGAAGAUACCGCAAUGAGAUUGUGGAUCUCAAACGACGUCUUCAAGAGGUUUCUUCAGUCACCCAAACAACUGUGACUGAGAAGGAGACACUGUCCCAGCUCCUCCAAGAGAAGGAUCAGCUCCAGAGAGAGCAAGCAGAUAGAAUAAGGAACCUAACAAAGCUUUUGGUAACUGCAUCAAAUGUGGUCCCUGUCCAAAAGAUUCCCAAGAGAAGAGUGACCUGGGGUGGAAAGCUCUUUAGAUCAGCUCCGUUACUGGCAGGCGAUUAUGGAUCUGCUGAUAUGAGCUUUGCUGAGCCCUUUUUCAAAAAGAGCAAAGCUGAUCUUACUGUGACGGAGGAGAGUGAAGAAAUGGAGGAAUUUGACACGACACCGUGUUUUUACUCUCCCUCUGAGGACACUUCUAUAGACCUGGAGAUGAACCAGAGUCACAUUACUAUGCGCAGCUCUGCAGAAGGCGUGUGCACCGACUCGCCCCAGCUCAUGUUCAGAGUCGGAUGUUUGGAGCGUCAGCUGGAGACAGAAUCGCAGGAGAAGCAAAAAGCCGAAGAGAACAACGCGCUGCUGGAGCAGAGGACCGACGAGCUCCAGAAACAAUUACAGACCUUGGAGCAACGGCUGGAGACAGAGGUGCAGGAAAAACAGACCGCUGAGCAGAAGUGUUCCACGCUGGAGCUGAAGAUUGCUGAGCUGGAAAAGGCUCCAGAGCCAGAGAAGGACAACAAAGCCUGUGAGCAGUACCUUGCGGAGGCUGUCCAGCUGUGUCAAACGCUGAGCUCUGAGAGGGAAGUAAUUGCUGCAGAACGGGACAUGCUGAAGCAAAGCCUUGAUGUCUUGACUCAGGACAUGGCGAGACUAAAGCAAGACAACGAGGUGCUGAUGAAAGACAAGGAGACUCUCCUGAGAGACAUCGAAGAACGGAAAGACGCAGAGGAGUUUGAGAAACUUGAGGAUGAGAGCAGGAAAGACUACGAGCGAGAGUUAGAGACGGAAAUUUCAGCAUUGAAAAGGGCUUCCACGGACGCAGAAGAUCUGGUCCAAAAGCUGAAGUCUGAUCUGGAGGUGAUGUCAACGGAGCUGAAAAAGAAGAACGACUUGGUGGUGGACCUGCAGAGUUUGAAUGGUAAGGACCUCGUUCAGGAGGUAACGCAGCUGCGUCGCUCGUUAGACGAUGCAGAGGGGCUCAGUUUGGAAACCAAAAAGGAGUGGGCUUUCCUGCGUAGCGAGAACCUCUCCCUCAAAGAGCGAGAUGCGACUCUGACUGUUAACUACAACCAAAUGGAGAACGAGGUCAAAUCCCUGCAGAGCCAACUCGAGCACGAGAAAUCCCGUUUCAGGAAAAUGCAGACUGACCUCCAAAAAGAGCUGCUUGGGGCGUUUGAUGAGAACACCAAGCUCACUGCUCUUCUGGAUGGAAAAGUUCCUAAAAACGUACUGGAUAACGUGACCUUGGGGAAAACAGUUGCUGAAUUAAAGAAGGAGCUUGAGAAAAGCCAGGAGAGUGAAAGAGCGCUUCAAAGCAAAAUGGAGGAGUUAAAGUCUCUAGAAGCUCUUCCAGCUAAAGUGGAUGAUUUGUUGAGACAGGUGUGUGAGCUCACAGGUGAACUUGACUCUGUUAAAGAGGAGAGGGACAAUCUUCUCUCUGCUCAGGCCGUGUCCAAUGAGGACAACGAGAGACUGAAAGGAGAUGCUGUAAAGGCCCAGGAGGAACUCGAGAGCAUGCAGAAGGAUUUGGCUGAUGCAGAACUCAAGGAAGUUCAGCUAAGCCAACAGCACACAGAGACCACGGAGCAGCUUAUAAAGGUCCGAACAGAUCUGGAACACCUCUUGGGAGAAAACAGGAGUCUCCUCAGUGCCUUGGAGGAAGCUAAGCAGAAGUCCGUACAGUUGGGUGAGGAACUGGAGUCGCUUCGCUGUGAAAGAGAGAGGCAUCUGUUAGAGUUGACUGCCACAACUGCACAGAGGAACCAGCUUCAGGAAACGAUUCACAGCAAAGUCUCCGAGCAAGCCGAGAACGUUCAGAACCUCCAAGUAGAGCUGCAAACUAUUACGGAGGAGAGAGAUCAACUGAAGAGAGACAUGGAAGAAAAUGUGGAGCUGAUGAUAAAAAAUCAAGAAGAACUGAGAGCGGCUCUCCAGACGUCGCAAGUGCAACAGGACAAAAUACUUCAGUUGGAAGCGGAAAAAGCUCAGCUGGAGUCCGGACAGUCGGAUCCACCCGAGAACACUCUCGUCGAGGAUCUGCAAAUUCAGGUGAAGCAGCUGAAAGAGGAUCUGCAGUCUGCAUGUUCAGAACGGGACGAGAUCGCGUCCGAGAAAGCCCUCGAGUCCGAGUUGGAAAGGAUGCAGACCAGUAUCAGGUCUCUGACUGAAGAGAGAGACCAGCUUCAAGAGAUACUGCAGGGACUGAGAGAAGAGAAAAGCCAGCUAAAGAGAGAACUGGAGGAAAAGGAUGAGCUGAUUAUCCGCUUCCAGUCUCAGUCGAGCGAGAAGAAGUUUUCUGACUCGAACUGCGUUAUUAAUGACGAGAAUGAAGUUCAGCUACAACAGAUGCAGGAUCUUAAAAAGGAGGCUGAAGAGUUGUCUCAGCAGAAUUCCUGGCUUAGGACAGAACUCCAGGACAUGACUGACAAGGUUGGUGAGCUCUCAGGAACUCUCAGGGCUGUGCAAGAUGAGAAGAGCAAUCUGCUUGUUGCUCAGUCCACCUUGAACGAAGAACAUCUAAGACUUAAGGAAGAAAUGGAAAGGGCCCGAGAGGAACUUGUCAGGAUGGAGAGUCAGAUGAUUGAUUCACAGCUGAAGGAAGCUGAAACCAGCCAGCAGCUCAUGGAGACCACUGAGCAGCUCACGAAGGCUCAGGCAGACCUGGAGCACUUUACUGUUGAAAAUGGCAAAAUGCUCACGUCUUUGGAAGAAGCUAACCAAAAAACGGAGCAGUUGGGUGAAGAAAUCCAGUCUGUUCGUAGUGAAAGAGAUCAGCUUCUAUGUGAGAAGACUGAGGGAGCUCGUGAUCGAGAAGAGUUCGAGAACCUUCGUGCCACACUUGCAUCUCUGACAGAGGAGCGAAACCAGCUUCAGGAGAUCCUUCAGGGUCUGCGAGAAGAACGCAGCCAGUUGAAGAGAGAUCUGGAAGAGAGCAAUGACAUGCUCGUACAGGUGCAGAAGCCAGCACAGAGUGAGAUCAGUUCACAACAAGAAGCCACAUGUAUGCAAGAUGAACUUCAACAAAAGCUACAAGAGCAGCUCGCAGAACUGACCGAGGAAAAUCACCAGCUGAAGACGGAUGCUCAGGAGAAUGUGGAAACGAUGAUCGAGACCCAAGCAGAAUUGAGGUCGGCACUCGCGAAUAUAAAGGAGCUUGAGAGGAACGUGCGCGAGUUGGAAGUGCAGAAGAUUCAGCUAGAGUCCAAACUGUCCCAGACUGACAGCAGUGAGAAGAGCACACUUGUAGAGGAUCUGAAAACUCAGAUCAACCAUCUGAACGAAGAACUCCGAGCAGUUUGUGAGGAAAAGCAGCGUCUUCUUAUCGAGACCGCACACGGUGAUCGUAAUGCUGAAGAGCUGGAGAGAGCGCGAGCAACCAUCAGCGCACUCACCGAGGAACGAGACCAACUUCUGGAUGUAUUGCAGGGCCUGAGGGAAGAAAAGAGCCAGAUAAAGAGUAUCCUAGAAGAGAAGGAAGAGGAAGACAUGGUCAGAAUUACUCUCUUUAUUAUUAUUUUAUUUAUUUAUUUAUUUAUUUAUUUUAUUUUUUUAAAAAAAACAUUCAUCAAGAAUGUAAGCGAAACGCUAAUGUUGACGUCUUCUCAGAUUAUACAGCUGAGAGAGGAGCGUGAGGUCACUACUGCAGACAGAGAUGCUGAGACUAAAGACUCUGCGGUGGACGCUGCACUGGAGACGAUUCAGGCGAGGGUAUCCACUCUCAGUGAAGAAAGAGACCAACUGCUGGAGAUCCUGCAGGGCCUGAGAGAGGAGAAGAACCAGAUGAGCAGUGAGCUGGAGGACAAGAAUCGGAUGCUGACGCAGUUGACGGACGAGCUCCGAUCUGCUACGACCGAAAAGGACAACUUGUUGGCUGAGAAAUCUAAAGACGAGCUGGAUAGCAAAGCCGAGUCGGAGAGGCAUCAGGUCCGUAUCGCGUCUCUGACUGAAGAGAGAGACCAGACGAGAGAGGAGAAUGACCGGCUGAAGACUGAACUUGUGGAGACCAACGAAACGGUAAUGCAGUUAAGAGAGGAGCUUCAGUCUACGAGUGCAGAGAGAGAGCACCUUCUAUCAGAGUCGACCCAACAGAGUCUUUCUCACGUGGCUGAGAUGGAACAGGUUCGGUCAGAUAUCGCCUUCGUGACUCAGGAGAGAGACCAGCUUCUGGAAUUGCUGCAGAGCCUGAGGGACGAGAAGAUUCAGCUGCAGAAAGAUCUUGAAGAGAAGGAUGAAGUGGCGAUGCAGCUGAAGGAGGAUUUCCAGCGCGCUAGUAACGAGAAGGAUCAGCUUCUGGCUGACAACGCUAAGUGCAACCUGGAGACCGUCGAGGAGCUGGAGAGACGUCAAGCAACCAUCGUGUCUCUAACUGAAGAGAGAGACCAACUUCUAGAAGUGCUGCAUGGUAUGAGGGAGGAGAAGAACCAGCUGAGGGUAGACCUGGAUGAGAAGGAUGAAAUGAUACAGCAGUUGAAGGCACUUCUGGCUGAGAGAGAGCAGUUACCGAUAAAGGAUGCAUCGUGCAGCACUGUCCUGAACGAGGAUGGAGACAGUCUCCAGGAGCUGCUGCAGGGAGUGAGAGAGCUCAUCCAGGUCCAAGGCGAGUUGAAGCAGCAGAAGCCACUGAGUCCUAGAGCCACCCGGAAAGCUGAGCUUCAACAGGCCAAUCAAAUCAUGCAGGCUCUUAAGGAUGAAGUUGAGUAUUUAAGGAACGAGAGGACGUUACUCAGAAAGGAUCUUCAAGAGGCUGCUGAAACGUCAAAAGCUUAUCAGAACUUACUCUGUUCCACGAGGGAGGAGCUGAAGCAGCAGAAGAAUGCUGACUCGGUGGCCCAAAAUGCUGAAAAAGACUCCCUACUUCAGCAGAUGAGCCAGAUGAAUGCAGAUCUUCUGUAUUUGAGAGAGCAGCUUUUGGCGAAGAAAACCUCAGAAACUCCGACUCUUAACACCGAAGUGCAGGAUCUUCUGACUCGCAUUGCGUCUCUUGAAGAAGACAAAGCAAAACUCCAAGAGAUGCUCGAGUCUGCCAGAGAAGAGGGAACUAACCUGAGGCGUGAUCUUCAGGAGAGUGAAGAAGCGAAACACAAGCUGAUGGAAGAGCUUGAAAGUCUUUGUAGCAUUAAAGAGCAGCUCUUUAAUGAAAAGACACAUGCAGAUCAGCUGCAGGAGGUUCUCCAGGGGGUCAGAGAAGAGCGAGACCAAAUCAGGAGGCAGCUGGAGGGAAACAUGCAGGAGCUGACGCACAUUACGGAGAAAGUACAAGGACUAGAAAAGGAGAAAAUGGAGCUUGAAUCUGAAGUCAGUUCUUUGAACCAGACUCUUCAUGAGGUGAAUGAACACACCUACGCACCAUCUAAUGAAGGAAGGCUGAAGGUGAUGUCUGAAAUUGAAGCUUGUAACAAAAAGCUUAAGGUUUCCUUCUUGAAGCUCCAGGCGAUCACUGACCGUCCAAAACCCAGAGAUCAUCUUGCAGAUAUUAAUAGGAACGAAAAUACCUCGUUUUGUCAGCUUUUACCGUUCGUUCCGGUGUCUCAGAGAAGUGUGUUCGCCUGUCUGACUUCUAAAACAAGUCGUCUUGAUGACCUGCUUAGGAAAAACGAGGUGGCUUUGCAAAGACUGGCAGCUCUGCACAAGGCUCACUUUGUGAAACAAAUUAACCGCGACAUGGCUUCCUUCGAGGAGAGAAGGCUGCAUGACGUUCUUAUUCGCCGAGCUCAGGCUCCUUCACAGUCCCUCCAGAUGCUCCCUGGGGACUUCCAGGAGAUUUGGGACCAGAGACUGUUGGAGCUGUUGGAGAAACGCAGGCAGUAUCUGCAGAACGUGAACAGCAUUCUGGACUUCCUGGAAGACGGUGUAGCUAAACAUGCAGUCACGCUCUCUGAGGAACUUCAGGCACGGACCCGUGCCAACGAGGAGAGUAGUGGGGUGCUGGCUGGAACCGCCAACACAGCAGCUAUAGUUCAGUUCUUCGAGCGAGAGCUUGUUCGACGCACAGCUUUGACAGAUCGCCAGAGAGUUUUCCACCAAAGCAUGUUGGAUAAAUAUGGCUCUGCAGUUUCUGUCCUGAAGCCCAUGCAGGAUGAGUCCGUUCAGAGGCUGAAGGAGGAGAGGAGUGAGAGUCUGGCACUGCUGCCAUCUCAGAGCAGCGAGAAACCCAAAACUGAGGCGGACCUACUGCAGGACAAGCAGCGCCUCUCCCUUCAAUUACAACAGGCUCAAAAACACUUGGAGGUGCUUCAAAAGAAAAUGGCAGAGUUGAAGGCCCAGACAGACGUUUCCAUCCAGAAACAUGCCACCGAGCUUGAAGAGCUGAGCUCGGCUUUAAAGGAGAAAGAGGAUCUCAUCCAGAACUUGCAAGUGAAGCUGAAGGAGUCUGAGGCUCUUGCGAAAGUUAAGAUGCCGCCUAGUGCUGCUGAAAUGGAGGCCAUGAAGGAUAAACUGGUGAAGAUGGAGUUUGACCACAUCGCUGUAACGACCAGUCAUGAAAAAGAAAUAGCACAGUUAACGUCAGUGGUGGAGCACAGAGGAGACGUUAUCCGCAAGCUGAAGGAGACUCUCAGAAAAAGCCACCUGCAAGACGAGCAGUCAUUUAUGGACGGUGAAGAACCUCCUUCUAAACCUGGCACCCAGGCCAAAACUUCUACUUAUCAUAAAGAUAAAAAGAUUGAAGAGCUGGAGAAGAAGACUGCACAAUUUGAAAGCCUGGUGAACAAACAGCAAGAAGAGAUCUGUAAAUGGAAAAACAGAGCGUACAAGCUGAGGGAAAGUAAGAAAGAAGCUCCUCAUUCCCCACGAACACCGACCAAGCGAACUCUGUUAACAGAAUGUGAAGUGAACUCGCCCAAGAAAGCGGUCCUCGACUCUCCGAAAAGCAAGUUCUUUGACGUCCAUUCUGGCAGAGAGACAAUGUCACUCAAGUGCCCAAAGCAGUUCUUUGACAACUCCAGCCUUGGAACCAUGCCAGACGCCGGCCCCAACGCAGCGGUCAGCUGUAGUGACACAAGCGUAGACAGCUGGUGGAGUGUUCCAAACUCUUCACCGAGGAAGACCAACCUAAAUCUGGAUGCCAAUGCCUGUCCAACACAGUGAUUCAGUUUUAUCUGUCUGUUUGUUUUUUAUUUGUUUGUUUUGUCCGUCAUUCAUUUGAAUAGUUUGUCAUUAAAGUUAUUUUUAUGUCACAUAUGUGGGGAAGGUUCAGCCACCCAAGUUUCUAGAAUAAAGAGAUUUAACAAAAAAAACACAUGCAAUUUUAUUAAGUGUUUUAAUGCAGUAAUCAUCUUAAUCUCCUUCUACCAGCUUUUGUUUGGUUUGGUGUUUCAUCCGCGUACCAAACAUGAUAAAUAAAACAACACUAAACUUAGUGCUGUCAUCUGUGCUUCUGUGUGAUUUGUGCUAAAUCUAUCUACUUUUAGUUUCUCCUCCAAACAACAUAUUCGGAUCGGGGCCGGAAAUGACAAUAGACUAAAUAAUCUACGUUCGUUCAUGGUCAUUACACCUGCAACUGUGUUUUACAAACGCGCCUUCUCGAUCACUGC